GCUUCGAAAAUAGCUGUGAGAAGCUCAACAGCCUCUUGCCGCCACAUCUGAAUAAUCUGCUGCCUCACACAAAGCAUAAUUUUCAGCCUCCGUAGAAUAACACACAAUGAACAUCAUCAACCACGAAGGCAGAGUUGUCCCUUUGGCACCAGUUCAUACAAUUUUAAUCUGUCCAACAGCAGAUUACAAGGCUCCAAACUAUAUCUGCUACGACUAUAUUUGUCAAUACUGUCCCAAAGGAGACCAGGGAGCUCAAAUCCUUUACUACCCACAAGAAGCCGUUGGUUCGCAUCAGAUUGGCCCACGAGUAUAUACUCGCUUUUACCACGAUCAUAGAUAUCAGGUAUAUGCUACCAAUGAACAUGAAAUGCCUCCUCAGCAUUCUAAAGCUAAAAUCUGUCACUUUUGGUGCCAGCAUGAGAUCGACACUAGUCCUCCACUCCAGCGCACUUGGUAUUAUGUUCCAUGGAGUGACCCCAUUCCUGGUGUUCUUCAAGACGAUGGGAACAUAUCUUUCACUGAUCCUGUCUCCGGCCAUACCAUAAUCGACAGUUUCCCUACCCCUGCCGGAUUCAGACCCUACCGUGAAGGAGACACUCCAUUCGAUACCAACUGGAAAACCAAACCCUCCUCUCCAUCUCUUCAACUGGUAACGACCUUUAACACUCCCAAUAUUGAUAUUGGUUCGUCGCGAUCCAGAUCAUCUGAAUCCUCUGCCCUUAUUCCAACUCCUCGGAGCGAGUACAAUAUUCUGGGAGCACACAGAUUGCCUACUAGCCCUCAGAUAACAGCAGAACCAAUCAGUCAGACUGAAGUUGACCAGAUUCGUCGUGGUGGAGCUGUCCUUGCCCCGGAGUUGACAGAAAGUGAGCGAGCUCCAACCAGAGCUAUUUAUGGAGGAGGUGUAGGCACAGGAAGAAGAGGGGGAGGGGAAGGGGGAAGACGUACAGAACCAUCAAUUCCUCGGGUGAUUGCUAGUGGGACUGGCCGUGGCAAGGGCAUUAAUAAUAGCAGCAUAAACGUGCCAAAUGGUCCUAGAGGUGGAUGGAAUAGUCGGGGCUACAGUCGUGGUCGAGGAGGACGUGCUACUAAAAUCUGGAAUUGGCAUAAUUGAUCUUGUCCUUCUGUGGUGUAAUGGUAUUAACGUUUGUUGUCUGUUGUCUGUGUUUAUUUGAUGUAGUUAGCUACAUGCACCUUGGUUAUUGGUGUUCAUAAUGCAAUUUUCCUAAUAUUUUGGUGGUUUUAAAUUUCAUUGUGGCGCAUGGUAUGACAAUUACCCUCUCA
This is a messenger RNA of Botrytis cinerea B05.10, 1284 nucleotides long. RefSeq lists its product as hypothetical. The transcript is spliced from 2 exons. The record is from RefSeq and is a predicted model, not a curated record. NCBI's taxonomy places the organism in Eukaryota, Fungi, Ascomycota, Leotiomycetes, Helotiales, Sclerotiniaceae. Bases 107 to 1114 code for a protein of 335 amino acids.